UCGUACAUGAGCGCAUGCGGAUUUCUUUCCUCAUCAAGUGAGCCGAAGGAACGGAACGCUCCCUCGUGCGUGGCGCACGAGAUCGGUAAACAUGGUGCUUUUACACGUGUUGUUCGAGCAUGCAGCUGGAUAUGCGUUAUUCGCUGUUAAAGAAGUGGAGGACAUUGGGAUGCUUCUACCUCAGGUGGAGCAAAGUGUCCUAAACCUUGGCAAAUUCAGUAGCGUGAUCAAACUGAGUGCAUUCUUCCCCUUUAAAUCCGCCCAGGGUGCACUGGAAAACAUCAAUGCCGUCUCAGAAGGAGUUGUCCAUGCGGAUCUCAAGUUGUUCUUGGAGACCAACCUUCCGUCCGGAGGUAAAAAGAAGGCAAUGUUGGGGGUUUCGGAUGCUAAACUUGGGGCGGCGCUUCAAGAAGAGCUCAAUCUGUCCAUUCAGACUGGAGGCGUUGUAGCUGAAAUCAUAAGAGGUGUGCGUCUGCACUUCCAUUCCCUGGUCAAGGGACUCACCGCUCAGGCUGCGUCCAAAGCUCAGCUGGGUUUGGGUCACAGCUACUCCAGAGCCAAAGUCAAGUUCAAUGUCAACAGGGCAGACAACAUGAUCAUCCAGUCCAUCGCCCUCCUCGAUCAGCUGGACAAAGACAUCAACACAUUCUCCAUGCGUGUGCGUGAAUGGUACGGCUACCACUUCCCAGAACUGAUAAAGAUAGUGAACGAUAACAGUAUGUACUGUAAGCUGGCCAAGUUGAUCGGGAACAGGAAGGAACUGACUGAGGAGAUGCUGCAAGCUAUAGAGGAGAUCACAAUGGACAGUGGCAAAGCUCAGGCUAUCCUCGAUGCGUCCCGCAGCUCUAUGGGUAUGGAUAUCUCUCCUAUUGACUUGAUCAACAUUGAGAGUUUCUCCUGCCGUGUAGUGUCUCUCACAACGUACAGACAGGGACUGCAAGAGUAUUUGCGGUCUAAAAUGGGCCAGGUGGCGCCAAAUCUCGCGGCUCUCAUUGGUGAAGUGGUUGGUGCUCGUCUAAUCUCUCAUGCCGGCAGUCUGACAAACCUAGCCAAAUAUCCGGCCUCCACCGUGCAGAUUCUGGGGGCAGAGAAGGCCCUGUUCAGGGCGCUGAAGACCAGAGGAAACACGCCAAAGUACGGUCUCAUUUUCCAUUCAACGUUCAUCGGGCGUGCAGCUGCCAAGAACAAGGGUCGUAUCUCUCGUUACCUGGCCAACAAGUGUACCAUUGCAUCACGCAUUGACUGCUUUUCUGAGGUUCCCACCAGUGUGUUCGGUGACAAGCUGCGUGACCAGGUCGAAGAACGUCUGGCAUUCUAUGAGACGGGAGACGCGCCACGUAAGAACCUGGACGUCAUGAAAGAAGCUGUUGCACAGGCUAGUGAGGUAGCUGCCGCAAUCCAGCGUAAGCUCGAAAAGAAGGAAAAGAAGAAAAAGAAGCGUGAGAAAAGGAAACUAGAAGCACUCUCCACAGCUGAAGGAGAUGAAGAGGAAAAAGCCAACGGCGAGGCUGAGGUACAUGAAAACGGGGACAUCAUAAAGAAGAAAAAUAAAAAGAAGCAGGCUGCUGAGGAGGACGAGGAGGUCUUGACGAACUGUGUUGAUGAGGCCACACCUUCCAAGAAGAAAAAGAAGAGGAAGAUUAACGCUGUGGAGGCGGAGCCUGAGGUGACUGAGGAGGCUGAUGCUAUACAGGCAGAGAAGAAAAAGAAAAAGAAGAAAAAAAAGACUGAGGAGGAUGAAUAAACUCAUUCCUUCUCAAUGAACUUAUGAACUCUGUACAGUUUUAUUUUUAGUUUCAAUUCUAAGUGUUGGACUUGUGGUCAAGAUGUUUGUGAGCCGAGUGCAAGAAAAGCAAUGCAUUGAGAGCUGUCACGUGUUUUGUUUCUUUCAUACAAUCUUGCUUUUAUUUCCUGUCAUUCUCAAAGCACCUUUCUGAAACAUGGUUCAUUUAUGUGCCUUGCUCUAAUAAAAUGACAGCCCUUUGACAUCAAUGAAAAGACUAAAGCUUGUCAUCUAAAUUUACCUUAAUGCUUCCAAUUGAUGAAAUUGUUUCACUUGAGUGCUAGUUUGGUUAUUCAUGGCAAUGUCUAAGCUGUUUGUAGUUACGCAUAUUUUUAUACUUCUAAAUUGCCAUGAUGGUAAUUGUGAACUGAUAUCAUGCAUGUGGUGUCCAAGUACUCUAGUUACUCUGAAUCGUAUUAGAAAAUGCAUAAAUAAUUGGCCUUUCAAUAAAUUCAUAUUCAAUUCUA
Sinocyclocheilus anshuiensis is the source of this 2250-nucleotide messenger RNA. RefSeq names its product NOP56 ribonucleoprotein homolog (gene nop56). Gene Ontology annotation, cellular component: box C/D methylation guide snoRNP complex; small-subunit processome. Lineage: Eukaryota; Metazoa; Chordata; Actinopteri; Cypriniformes; Cyprinidae. Bases 92 to 1744 code for a protein of 550 amino acids. The transcript has 12 exons. Gene Ontology annotation, molecular function: snoRNA binding. The record is from RefSeq and is a predicted model, not a curated record.